ACUGCAUUAUUUCUCAUAAAAAGGUAUAUAAAAAUACAUUGAUAUUGUUCAGCAUUUAUGUAGUUUUAAUUAUAUACAAUUUUUUAGAUCGUGAUGUAAGACGAACAGUUUUAUAUAAGUUUUAAAGAAUUAUCGUCUUAAAUGUUUAAGAUUCGAGAUUUGAUAACUCUCUUGAUGCAGCCUCGGCAUAAUUAAAUAAAUGUAUAAUUGUUAUAUCUUGCAGAUGUUGAAAUUCAGUGGUGCCGUGAUUUGGAGGUUAGGGACAAGAGCUAAUGCUCGAAAAUAUUCAAGUCCUAGCGCUGCAGCCUUCAAAACUAAUAAGAGUGAGACUAGAAGCGUGUCGGACAAAAAUGAAUUAGGGUUAUCAGAAUCAAACCAAGAGAAUUCAGGUCUUGUUGCUGCAGCUUUUGCCUCUCUUAAUGCACCUGAUGACAAUGAUACUACGAAACAGAAACCUAGUCCUAAAUCAGUGAAAUAUAGUAAAUUCCAAAUGCUAGAUCAUCAAAUACAGAAGGCAAAAGAUGUUGAUAGUCUGCUCCUUGUCGCUGAGAAUGCAGUUGUAUCUAGACAACACGCUUUAAAGAUGGUAUCAGUGUUGUCAGAGUGGUCGAACAAUAACAAAGUGAAGAUCGCUGAUUUCGAGAAGGAUCCACGGUUCCUGAAACUGUGUCGCAUAUUGGCACGCACACCUAGCACACAGGCCAUCAGCUCGUUGACUAUGGCUGAAGACUUGGGCACGGUGCUUGGCAUUACUGGAGACGAUGAAGCUGCUAGACUUAUAGCUAACUUGACAAUGCCACAGAUGAUAAAGGUGAUGAAAGCUCUCCAACAAAAAGGCCGUCGCAGCACCCCCUUACUUCGUGCGUUGUCGCACAAUAUCACGCGACAAUCAGAGGUCAUCGACCUCAAGAAAUCAGCUGAUUUGCUCUUCUCCAUGACGGCGCUGAAUUUCCCCGAUCCCAUUCUCUUAGACAGGAUAUGCCAUGAUGUGAUAGAGAGUCUACCAACGAAUGAAGACAAGCCAACUGUGGUGAACUCUAUAAUAGUAUCGCUUGGUCUAUUGAAGUAUCGGCAUGAGGCGGCACUGUCGGCUAUAUCGGAUUGGCUACAGUCGAGAAGAAACGUGAUCCGAGCAGCAGACGUGUCAUCCGCUGUAGUAACAUACGCCACACUUAACUUUAUACCACCACAGAGUGAAAGCCUGUUUGACUUGGCGAUAUCACUUAAAGAGGAGGAGAUGUCAAAGUCAACCUCCUGGCUAGAUCUCGUGUUUGCACUCUUGGUCCUAGAGAAGGCGCAGAAGGAACACCUCGCAUCAACUCUACGAACAGAUUUCAUAGAUAAACUAUUGACCUCUGGAGGUAAGGAAAUUUAGUCUAUAUUCUUGAUUAUGUAUUGUUAUUGUACCACUUAUUUUGGAGUUUCUAUUUAAAAAGUUUAAACUUUAUUAAUAGUAGUAAAAUUUAGUUGAUUGUGGUAUCUUACUAACUUCAUAUUGCUUUGUUUUGGCAUAUAACAAAAACUUCUAAUCAUAAUAUUUUUAGUAAGUAAAGUUUUAGUAAGGAUAAUUUAAGUCCAUCAUUUGAUUCAUUAAAUAAAUAAAUAUGAUAGGCACACAUGGCUGCACGUCCGGUUACCACAAUAUAUCAAAUUUAGCCAGUCGAUUUUUAUCUCUAACCUCAAAGCAUUAAGUUUCAAAAUCAAGUGGAGAAAUCGGCACUGUCAAAUGUUGUACACACAACAUCAUGUCAGGUUAUCACAAUAUGUCAAAUUUCUGCAGUUGAUUUUGAACUCUACCAACACUGCUUUAAGGUUUAAAAUUCAAAUGGAGAAAUUUGAGAGUUGUUAUUAAUCUGACAUGCUGUUGGCUGUAUAACAGAAUUGCCAUUGCAUCUUUUUAUCUUAUAGAAAAAUGUAUCUUAUUUCCAUUGGCAUAGAGAUCUCAAUACCGUCCCGGCGGAAACUAAUGAUGAUAGAUGCGUACGCGCAGUUGAAGUACAAGGGCAAAUUGCCGCGAUUGCCUGAAGAUAUCUCGGUGGGAGUUCCCGUGGUACAUACCAAGGAGAAGGUGGCUUACGUACACACAAUACUGGACACAUUCAAGACUCUGGUAUCUGCUGAUACUUUCCUAAAGAAAGAUUGUAAUUCUGGCAUGGGAUUCCUUUAUGACGCCGAAUUUGCCGUCGAUGCCAAUUGUCACCCAGUUCCAUUAGAAAAGGCGGUCAAUGAUAAAAGUAAACACCGGAUAGCUGUAUUGGGUUUGGAUUAUCACGAUAUGACGCGGAAGGUGACCGUGCCGCUCGGCUUCAAUCAUCUCAGCCAUCAGCUGUUACAACUACAGGGCUUCAAAGUUCUUCAGAUACCGUACACAGAAUUCAACCCUAAAGAUAAGUUGGUGACCAGAGUCCAGUACAUCAACAGACGGCUCCAGGAGCUGAUCAGGGAGAAGCCCGCUGCGUAACGUUACCAACUCGUGUGUGGGACUUGACGAAAUGUGUAUAUAGUGACCCAGGGUUAAUGUUACGUCAGUGAGAUCAUUGUUUAUGUUAAAUUAUUGUUUUUUUUUCUUACACCAUGCGAAAUUGUAAAUUUAUAGAAAAAUAUUUAAAAACCAACAUUUGCAGGGCAGUGGCGGACUAAGAGGGGGUAAGGGGUGUCCCAAGCCUCCGGUCCCAAAAGGCCUCCAAAUG
Diatraea saccharalis (sugarcane borer) is the source of this 2690-nucleotide messenger RNA. The record is from the annotation of a GenBank genome assembly. Lineage: Eukaryota; Metazoa; Arthropoda; Insecta; Lepidoptera; Crambidae.